AUGAGUGCCAAAGGGAGGGAGGUCGAGCUGUCUAGCGAUAUCGACUUCAUCAAGACUCCUGCAGCCAAACCUGCUGAACUCGAGACUGGAAAGGAUUGUGGAAUUGCUUUAACCAGCUCCUCAGCCAUCCACAAUGCCCCGCUACCAGCCGAUGGCCCCGGAAAUGAGAGCUUCUCGAAUCUCCUCUUAGGUGGCAUUCUCACCGGGGUUCCUGCCACCCUAACCUACCUUUUCGGCGGAGGGAAGACGACGUUCUUCGUUCUUUUCAUCAUCCUUGGCCUUCCCCUGUUGGUGGUCUUUUGGUUCUGGAAAUCCAGCUGCAGCCCGCGCACCAACGAGAAAGUCAAGCUUCCCGGACGGCCCAUUGAGUAUUACUUGACCUUUAAGCGUGAAGAGGACAAAGCGAAAUGGCACGGGAACAAUAAGAUUCCUCUGCAAACCUUCGCGGAAAUGUAUCUGGACGGCUUAGUGGAUUUCAAAGGUGACGCACUCGAGGUCAUGGAAUACCGGCACGACUGGGCGAAGUUCACUUUCACCUUGGACCUUUUCAAGUUCAUUGUUUUUACAUUCUUCAUUGACGUUCUCUUCCACACCAAAGCCCAAGAUGAGGAGCAAAUCCGUCCGAAUUACGACCGAGGUAACGACCACUAUGCCUGGUUCCUCGGCCCUCGCAUGAUCUAUACCUCCGGCAUUAUUUCAGAUCCGGAGAAAGAGGAAACCCUCGAGGAAAUGCAGGAUAACAAGAUGGCCAUCGUCUGUGAGAAGAUUGGCCUCAAAGAAGGCGAGACCAUGCUGGAUAUUGGCUGCGGCUGGGGAACCCUUGCCAAAUUCGCCAGUCUCAACUACGGCGCUAAAGUUACUGGACUGACCAUUGCGGAGAAUCAAACUGCUUGGGGCAACGAUGCUCUCCGCACGGCCGGAAUCUCUGAGCAGCAGAGCCGCAUUCUCUGUCUUGACUAUCGCGAUAUUCCACGUACAAAGUAUGACAAGAUUACGCAAUUGGAGAUGGGCGAGCACGUGGGUAUCCGUAAGCUUACUGGUUUCUUCCGCCAAUGCUAUGACAUGCUCAAUGAUGAUGGGGCUAUGUAUGUUCAGCUUUCGGGUCUACGUCAGGCCUGGCAGUACGAGGAUUUCAUUUGGGGUUUGUAUUUGAACAAGUACAUCUUCCGUGGUGCGGAUGCUUCGACUCCGCUUUGGUACUAUGUGAAAUGUUUGGAACAAGCUGGUUUCGAACUAAAAGGGAUUGAUACCGUUGGUGUUCACUACUCUGGUACGCUCUGGAGAUGGUAUCGCAACUGGGUUGGAAAUGUGGAAGCAAUUAAGGCCAAAUAUGGACCUAGAUGGUACAGAAUUUGGGAGCUUUUCCUCGCCUGGUCCGUCAUCGCCUCUCGCGAAGGUAUGGCCACCUGUUACCAGAUGGUUGUCGUCAAAAACCUUAACUCGACUCAUCGGAUCAACGGUGUCUGCUCGCAAUAUGGACUUGCUGGUGCCCUCGCCGCUAGCAAGAAGGCAGGAAAGUCUCAGCUGCGUUAG
Penicillium pulvis is the source of this 1533-nucleotide messenger RNA. RefSeq lists its product as uncharacterized. NCBI's taxonomy places the organism in Eukaryota, Fungi, Ascomycota, Eurotiomycetes, Eurotiales, Aspergillaceae. The coding region runs from base 1 to 1533 and encodes 510 amino acids. The transcript has 4 exons. The record is from RefSeq and is a predicted model, not a curated record. Gene Ontology annotation, biological process: cellular response to biotic stimulus.